Molecule: messenger RNA, 777 nt
Organism: Loa loa (African eye worm)
Lineage: Eukaryota; Metazoa; Nematoda; Chromadorea; Rhabditida; Onchocercidae
Exons: 1
Coding region: 430-594 (54 amino acids)
Source: RefSeq, a predicted model, not a curated record
CAGUGGAUUCAAAUUUUUCAUGAGGUAAGUUCUUUCUUCGUCUUUUUUUUCAGGAUGUAGCUGACCAUUGACUACUUUGUGCCAUAAGUUUCAAGGCAGUUUUUAAUAGUUUAUAAGUAGGUUACCUGAUUUCCUACAUAGUUUCUUUGCAUAAAUUCAUCAUAAGCUCUGCGUUGUGGAACCUUUAGAAAGAGCUGAAACGACAGUUUCCGACCGUGCCACACAGUUUUAAUUGUAAAGGUUAGUCCUGGAAGCAGGUGGGUAGUGUUUUCUUGCUCAUCAAAAAAAAGGUUAUGAAACCUUCAUGUCCUGUACGUUUUUGGCACUCCCGUUGGUACUUUUCGUCCACACUUUCUUCAAGGUUUCAGCAACUGCUGCGGGUCUUUGGCAACUUUUUUCUGUGAGUUUAAUUAAUAUUUUGCGAUAGUUAUGUCGACAUCUUCACAGUUAAUUUGGGAUAGAACUUUGUUGUUGUGGUCCUCAAAAGUGGAGGGCUGGGAAGUUUGGGCUUUGAAUCCUUAUACCCUGGAGGACUUGGAAGCGGAUUUUGUGGAUUUCAUGCUUGGUUUCCGGCAUUCACAAGUUGUGUCGUAGGAUGGGAGAUUGACAAGUAAGUUUGCUGUUCGAAGUAUAUUUUACUUUUUUCACUUCCUGCGGAAGUUUAUUGUGACUGAAGCUGUGAUGAGGUAAGUAUACUACAGCUUAGCUCGUAAGGCUUUGCUCACCGGUUUUUGCCAACAAAAUUUUUAUUUCAGUGGAAUCCUGUUUCCUGUCAUU